AUGGCGGACGACGGCAUGAUUCUCAACUUUGACCUGGGGGACUCUCCCGUCAAACCCCGGGUCGUCAAAGUCAAGGGUGGCCGCUGGCGAGAUAGAGUUCAGGCUCAAAGAUCGCUAAAGAGCGGAGGGGGAGGUGAAGCGACGGGACCGGCCAAGGGACCGAAUGCGAUACGACAAGCGAGGAGGGAGACUGCGGAAACGAACGAGGCCGAGCAUGGUGAGGAAGGGGAGAGACCGAUUAAGAGGGUCAAGGUGGAUGGUGCGGCGGGGAACAGGCCUCCACACGGGAAGCCUUCGGGAGGUCGAGGCGGCGGAAUUGGCGCGGGUGCGCGGAAAGAGGUGACGUCGAGCCUGUUCUCGUUCAACCCGACGCCGGUGACCAAGUUCGACGAGAUAGACAAGGCCGAUGAGAAUCAGGCAGAGGCGGAGCCUUCCAACGCUCCGUUGGCGGAGGACUCGUUCAAGGCGCUGGGGCUCUCGGACCGGUUGGUGAGCGAGCUGGGCAAGCUAGGCCUCGAGAAGCCGACGGCGAUCCAGAAGAAGACGAUUCCGAUUAUGCUCGACACGGCAAACGACGCGUUCCUACAGGCGCAGACGGGUUCGGGUAAGACGCUGGCAUAUGUCUUACCCAUGCUUCACCGGGUGAUGGCGCUCAGCCAGACCUCCAAGAUCCACCGCGAUUCCGGCAUCUUUGGCAUCGUGCUCACGCCGACGAGAGAGUUGGCCAAGCAGACGUAUACGGUCAUGUGCCAGCUUCUCAAGUCGACGCCGUGGCUGGUGGCUUCGCCCGUUAUCGGCGGGGAGUCGAAGAAAUCGGAGAAGGCGAGGAUACGCAAGGGGGUCAACUUUCUCAUCGCCACGCCCGGUCGGCUUGGCGACCACUUGCAAAACACCAAGGUGUUGAAGCUGAGCACGGCCGAGGUGGCGGCCCAGACGUACGACGGCGUGUCCCUGGAGCAGCUGCCCGACCGGCGCAUCACGGUGCUCUGCUCGGCAACGAUGAAGAUGAGCGUGCAGAAGCUCGGGGACAUGAGCUUGAAGGACGCGGUCCACGUCGAGGCGUCCCGGGAGGAGUCGAGCAAGGAUGAUGUUCAAGAGACCAACUUUGCUGCGCCGGCGCAGCUGAAGCAGUCGUACCUGGUGGCGCCGGCGAAGCUGAGACUCGUCACCCUCGUGUCGUUCCUCAAGUUUACGUUUGCGCGAAAGGGGUCGGUCAUGAAGGCUAUCGUGUUCAUCUCUUGUGCCGAUUCGGUCGACUUCCACUACGAGCUGCUCCGGGCGCCUGAGGCGGACGCCAACGCCAACGCCAACGCCAACGCCAAUGGCAGUGCCAACGCCAGCUCGGAUGCAGGGAAGAACAAGGCGCGCGACGCAGCCAACCUAACGGCGAACACGGUGGCUGACGCGGCGUACAUUACAUCGGCGGCGAACAAGAGGGUGGUCCUGCACAAGCUGCACGAUAUCCCGUCGGUGGAGCUCGUCAUAGAGCUCGACCCAGCCUUUAGCGUGGCGGACCACAUUCACAGGAUCGGGCGAACGGCGCGUGCUGGACGAUCCGGCAAGGCCGUCCUCUUCCUUCUUCCCGGCAGCGAGGAGGGCUACGUGUCUCUGCUGACGACGGGGGCCUCAACGGCACCCACGGCGCAGCUGUACGACGCGGUGCUGCAGCAGGGCCUUUCCAUUCCGAUGGAGCUCCCGUUCGAAACACACGCCAAGAUCGCGGACGAGCAGUCGUACACGGCCAAGGCGGAGGCGCUGCAACUGCACUUUGAGCAGCGGCUCUUGGACGACCGCAAGCGGCUUGAGCUCGGACGCAACGGGUUCAAGUCGCACAUUCGGGCGUACGCGACGCACGUCAAGGAGGAGCGCUGCUACUUUGACAUGGGCCAGCUGCACCUCGGACACAUGGCCAAGAGCUUUUGCCUGCGCGAGGCGCCGGGCGGCAUCGGCAACGGCAUUGAUCGCAAGGCGGGCAAGGGCUCGGCUAGGAGGGGUCGGGACGACAACGACGGGCGGCGUGCGGGAGCGGGGGUCAAGCGGGGUCGGGAGGGCGACGACGACCCGCAGCACGAGGUGGAUAUCAACGCGGGCAAGGACUUGUUUUGGCGGAUGGGCAAGAUGGCGACCAGGGCGGGAGCGAGCGAGUUCAACUUGGGUUGA
Messenger RNA from Parascedosporium putredinis, 2160 nucleotides. The record is from the annotation of a GenBank genome assembly. Lineage: Eukaryota; Fungi; Ascomycota; Sordariomycetes; Microascales; Microascaceae.